This is a messenger RNA of Triticum turgidum subsp. durum (durum wheat), 1224 nucleotides long. The record is from the annotation of a GenBank genome assembly. Lineage: Eukaryota; Viridiplantae; Streptophyta; Magnoliopsida; Poales; Poaceae.
AUGUCUUGUUUGUCAGUUUUGUUAGUUUAUCCAGUCUCUGAUAUGUCUUGUUUGACAGUUUUGUUAGUUAAUCCAGUCUCUGAUAUGUGUUGUCCUGUUUGUCUUUUCUUUUCGGUAACUAGAACUUGUGGAGCAGAGGAAAGUACCCGGAGUCAUGUUCUCGUCAAACCAAUAGGAAGCAGUAAUCUUCCCUGUAAUGAAUAUGCAUUCUUGGCGCGGCAAAACCCCAAGGGAGAUGCGCUGCCAGUGGCAUCUAUUCUGCGGAAAAAGCGACCUCGGAGAUCACGUGAUGGGCCUAAUUCAGUCUCUGAAACGAUCAGGCGAUGGAAAGAAGUGAACCAACAACUGGAGCAUGAUCCACAGGGUGCAAAGAGGGCGAGGAAGCCACCUGCAAAGGGUUCAAAGAAGGGCUGUAUGCAGGGGAAAGGAGGACCUGAGAAUACACAAUGUGGAUUCCGUGGUGUAAGGCAACGUACUUGGGGGAAGUGGGUUGCUGAAAUUCGGGAGCCAAAUCGGGUGAGCAGGCUCUGGUUGGGAACGUUCCCCACUGCUGAGGAUGCUGCCCGUGCUUAUGACGAGGCAGCAAGAGCAAUGUAUGGCGCCCUGGCUCGUACCAACUUCCCUGCGCAUCCUGCACAAGCUCCUGCUGUGGCUCUACCAGCGGCAAUUGAAGGUGUUGUACGUGGUGCUUCAGCAUCAUGCGAGUCUACUACAACAUCAGCCAACCACUCAGAUGUUGCUUCUAACUUGCCGCGACAAGCUCAAGCUCUUGAGAUUUACUCCCAGCCAGAUGUGCUUGAGUCCACCGAAUCAGUUGUGCUGGAGUCUGUCGAGCAUUACAGCCAUAAAGACACUGUUCCUGAUGCUGGCUCAAGCAUUGCAAGGAGCACAUCCGAAGAGGAUGUGUUCGAGCCAUUGGAGCCUAUUUCCAGUUUGCCGGAUGGGGAAGCAGACGGUUUUGAUAUAGAAGAAUUACUGAGAUUGAUGGAAGCCGACCCAAUUGAAGUUGAGCCGGUCACUGGGGGCUCCUGGAAUUGUGGAACCAACACUGGCGUGGAGAUGGGCCUGCAGGAACCUCUCUACCUGGAUGGCUUGGACCAAGGCAUGCUGGAGGGCAUGCUGCAAGCUGAUUAUCCUUACCCAAUGUGGAUAUCAGAGGAUCGGGCCAUGCGCAACCCUGCCUUCCAUGAUGCUGAGAUGAGCGAGUUCUUCGAAGGGUUGUGA